Mus caroli (Ryukyu mouse) is the source of this 1768-nucleotide messenger RNA. The record is from RefSeq and is a predicted model, not a curated record. NCBI's taxonomy places the organism in Eukaryota, Metazoa, Chordata, Mammalia, Rodentia, Muridae.
GGGAGUUGUAGUCAUCGCAGAAGCAGGAGGUGGGGCGUAAGGCUGGCGUUCUGCUUCCUUCCGGUCGCAACGGACUCGCAAAGGGUUUGUUGUGCGCCACCUCCUGGGCUCCCCGGCAGCGGGCCUUAGCGACCGGACUUCGUGGAUGCGCUGGUUCGGUUGAGCCCUCGGCCACCCAUGGCUCCUCUCACGCCGCAGCUGCUCCUGCAACGUGGGCGACCCAAGACGGAUAAGCUGGGGAAGAUUCAGAGUUUGAAUCGAAUCUCGCGCCAAACGGAGAUGUGGGAGAUUGGUAGCCAACCCCCAGUGUCGGGUAAACCUGGAGCGAACGCCCUUAGCCUUGCGCGGAGUGGAAAGACUGAUGAGAUAUUAAGGGAUGUUGAGGGAUCCUGUGCCAGAGAGGUGGCUUCAAAACGGCCAGGUAAAGACCCAGUCACCCUCCCUCCCAGCAAGCGGGUGCGUGCUCUCCCACCAGCUCAGGCUGAGGGCAGUCCUAUGGGUGCUGAUGGAGGGCAGGCUGCCCUACACCUGGAACCCCUGCACUUCCUGCAGUGUCAUAGCAGAAACAACAGCCCAAAAGACCUGGAGACCCAGCUGUGGGCCUGCGCCUUUGAGCCGGCCCGCGAGGAGGGACACUCGAGAGCCCCGUCCCAGACCGUGGCCACAUGUGGUGGAGAGGCUGUUUGCGUGAUAGACUGCCAGACAGGCCUCGUACUCCAUAAGUACAAGGUACCAGGCGAGGAGUUCUUCUCAGUGGCCUGGACAGCCCUCACGGUGGUCACCCAGGCAGGCCACAAGAAGCGCUGGAACAUGCUGGCAGCUGCAGGCCUCCGAGGCAUGGUCCGGCUGCUGCAUGUUCGUGCAGGCUUCUGCUGCAGNGUCAUCCGGGCCCAUAAGAAGGCCAUUGCCACCCUCUGCUUCAGCCCCAGCCAUGAGACUCACCUCUUCACUGCUUCCUACGACAAACGGAUCAUCCUCUGGGACAUUGGGGUGCCCAACCAGGAUUACAAGUUCCAGGCUCGCCAGCUCCUCACGCUCAACUGUGGUUCUGUCCCCUUGCGCCUCUGUCCUGUUGCCACCUGCCCAGACGACUUCCUACUGGCUGGCUGUGAGGGUGGAUGUGGUUGCUGGGAUUUGAACUCUGGACCUUCGGAAGAGCAGGUUUGUGAGGCGAACUUCAUCUUCUCUGAGGACUCCAACGUGUCAGGACAAAGAGUCGAUGGGCUGGCAUUUGUGAAUGAAGACGUGGUGGCCUCCAAAGGUAGUGGACAGGGCACCAUCUACCUGUGGAGCUGGAGCCAGACAUGGGCAGGCCGGGGCAGACAGUCUGUGUUGCCCGUAGUCAUCCUAGUCCGGCUGCAAUGGUCANCCACCAACCUGGCCUACUUUUCACUCAGCACCUGUCCCGGCAAAAACCUCGUGCUGUGUGGGGACGAGGAAGGCAGUGUGUGGAUCUACGAUGUUGAACACCUCCUGAAGCAGCCUCCACAGGCAACAACUCUGCAGCCCCCAACACAGAUCCUGAAGUGGCCCCAGCCAACAGCAUUGGGCCAACCAGUGACCAAGACCAUGAUAAACACAGUCGUGGCCAAUGCAGCCUUCACCUACCUCACUGCCCUGACAGACUCCAACAUCGUGUCCAUCUGGAAGAGAUGCUAAUCUGCCUGCACAAGGCAGUGUGUCAGGACAUGGCUUGUUAGCUUGGGCCAAUGGGAGAGGGGUUUGUACCAGUGAGUAUUUUUUAUUAAAUUCUCUAUUGUGGAGUGGA